GUCCAUGACCCAUGUCAGGCGAAUGUCGAAACUAGAACUUACUUUACAGUUUUCUUAAUCUAGAAAAUAUACUAAUUGUAAAUACUAAAAUUCCGAUAUUUUAAUGUUCUCGCCGUUCUCGGUUUACACUGUUUCAUAGUGUUUUCAAUUCUCAUUGCAAGAUAUUAUCGUCAAUCAGCAUAAUAUCAUUCCAAUUUGUAGUGUUUGGUACUUCGAUCACCAUUCACCAUCACAUUCUCACGACAAUAUUCUUACUAAAAGUUUUUAGUUCUUACUGUUCUCCGCUUUUCUAAUAAUAUGUCAAAUAAAUGAAGUUUAAUUUUUAUUUUUAUUUCCAUUUAAGUGUUUUAAGUUAUACCUAAUGCCUAUCAACCUAACCCUAUAAUCAUUUUGUUUCUAUUAUAUUUAAAGGCACAUUUAAAUUCGAUAAAUUAUUGUAUUGUGGUAUAGGUAACAGAUAGUUAUUAUAUUAUUUUCAAUAGUUUCAAACUAAUCAUGAUGAACGGAAGUGUUGGUUUACAGCAACAACCAUUUAUUAGCUCACUGCCAACAGCUAAUUCCAACAACUACCAACCUGCAUCCGUCUCUGCACCAGUCAUGUCAAAUGGUACAGAAGAGGAACCAGAAGCUAAAGUACCAAAACAUGAAGGCGGUUUACUGAUAGCACUAGUCUAUACGCUUCUCACACAUCAAAAGAUUAAAUUACCUAGUUUGUAGGGAAGGUGAAUGGAAAUGCAUCAUUCACUACUGCACCAUAUGAUUUCAAUCAAGUUGGAACUUUAAUCUCAGGUCCUGGUUCAAGACUUGGUAUUUUAGGUGCACUUGCUGCUCCUUUAAUCAAAUUGAGUACGGAACAAAAUGAAGCUGUUGCCAAAGCUAAAAAAUAUGCUAUGGAACAAAGUAUUAAGAUGGUAUUAAUGAAACAAACAUUAGCCCAUCAACAACAACAAGCCAAGUCAUUCCAUCGUCACCAAGCUUUAAUAUUAAUGUGCAGAGUGUAUGUUGGAAGUAUUAGUUUUGAACUCAAAGAAGACUCAAUUAAGCAAGCAUUUUCACCAUUUGGUUGUAUUAAAUCGAUUAACAUGUCUUGGGAUCCAAUUACUCAAAAGCACAAAGGUUUUGCAUUUGUAGAAUAUGAAAUACCAGAAGCUGCUCAGCUUGCACUUGAACAAAUGAAUGGAGUAAUGCUUGGUGGUCGAAAUAUUAAAGUUGUUGGACGUCCUAGCAAUAUGCCACAAGCUCAAUCUGUCAUUGAUGAGAUUCAGGAAGAAGCUAAACAAUAUAAUCGUAUUUACGUAGCAUCUAUACAUCCAGACUUAACUGAAGAUGAUAUAAAAAGUGUAUUUGAAGCAUUUGGCCCAAUUAGGACAUGUAAACUUGCACAAGGUAGUACACCAAACAGACAUCGGGGCUAUGGUUUCAUUGAGUACGAGGGUCGUCAAGCGGCUAUUGAAGCAAUAUCUUCAAUGAAUCUUUUUGACCUUGGAGGCCAGUAUUUAAGAGUUGGGCGUGCCAUUACUCCUCCAAAUGCGCUUCAUGGUCCUUCAUCUUCAAGUCAUAUGCCUACAGCUGCCGCUGUUGCAGCUGCAGCAGCUACAGCAAAAAUUCAAGCGAUGGAUGCAGUUGCUACUAAUGCAGUUUUAGGUUUAAGUAAAUUAAGUUCUCAAUUAGGUGCUCAAACAGCUGUCUUACCUGGUUUACAACAAUUACCUACUACAUUAGGUAUAACUCCUGCUGUUCCAGCUGCUACUAUACCACCGCCAGGGAUUGCUAUACCACAACAAAUUAGAGCUCCAGUACCAAUAAUACCAGGUACCACAGGAUUGAGUCCAGUUAUUCAACAAGCUAUACCUCCGCCAACACUUAUAAAUCCUACGCAAUUAGCUGCCCCUGUAAUUCCAACAGUAACGGCAGAUGCACAAAAACGGGCUGAUCAACAAAAAAAACAAGAAGAAUUACAAAAAAAAUUAUUGGAAGAAACUGAACCUCAAACAUUACAACAACAAGAAAAUAUGUCUAUUAAAGGACAAAGUGCUAGACACCUUGUUAUGCAAAAAUUAAUGCGAAAAACUGAGAGUAGAGUUGUUAUACUCAGAAACAUGGUUGGAGUUGAAGAUGUAGAUGACAGUUUACAAGAAGAAAUUCAAGAUGAAUGUAGCAAAUUUGGUGUAGUCGAACGUGUUAUUAUUUAUAAAGAAAAACAAUCAGAUAGUGUAGAUGACGAUUCAGAUACAAUUGUAAAAAUAUUUGUAGAGUUUACGCAGAUGUCAGAGGCCGAACAAGCUCGUGACUCCCUAAAUGGUCGAUUCUUUGGCGGACGAUUAGUUAAAGCUGAACUUUAUGAUCAAGCAUUAUUUGACCAUAGUGACUUUUCUGGUUGAAUUAGUUUAAAUGUCCAUUAUUAUAAUUAUAUGUAUAUUAUUUUACUUCACUAUUUAGUUAUUUUAAUAUUAACUCAAAUAUAUUAUAUAACUAAUUAUUUUAUUAUGUAUCUAUAAUAUUUUGUAAAUAAAAGAUUUUUUGCAA
Messenger RNA from Acyrthosiphon pisum (pea aphid), 2526 nucleotides. It is a transcript of the gene hfp, whose product is annotated as Poly(U)-binding-splicing factor hfp. Gene Ontology annotation, biological process: mRNA splice site recognition; regulation of alternative mRNA splicing, via spliceosome; alternative mRNA splicing, via spliceosome. The coding region runs from base 891 to 2381 and encodes 496 amino acids. The transcript has 12 exons. NCBI's taxonomy places the organism in Eukaryota, Metazoa, Arthropoda, Insecta, Hemiptera, Aphididae. The record is from RefSeq and is a predicted model, not a curated record. Gene Ontology annotation, molecular function: RNA binding. Gene Ontology annotation, cellular component: catalytic step 2 spliceosome; precatalytic spliceosome.